AUGAGUGUUGACCUUCUUAACAACCCCGAGUACAACACGUACAACUCCUCAAAGAAGCAAUCCUGCAGAGAGCCGCGCCUUCCCCACGAAAUGCGCUGUGCGCUCUCUUCACAGCUUCGUCGCCUGACGGCCGUGCUCCCUCGGAAAUACUCCGGUUGCCGAACUCACAACUGCCGUUCGACAACUUUAAGCCCACGAAUCUUCACUGCGUCCCAGAUCCCAGUCCUGCAUCACCCCGGGUCACCCGCGAUCGUGGACGAGACUGCGCACCCUAGUACCGUCACACCCACAGCCACCGCCGUUCCUCGACUCCAGGUAGCUACUGUUUCUACCAUUCCAGAUUUGGCAGCAGGACGGCGCCUACUCUACGUCCGCGACAACAACUCCCCCCUGCAGUUCUUGGUGGACAUAGGAGCGGAAGUCAGCCUCAUUCCCGCAUCCUACAAAGACAGACAAUUGCCUGCUUCUUGCACAUUGGAGGCUGCCAACUAUUCACCCAUCAACGUAUACAGUGAGCAUUCAUUGACCCUCCUUUUCAGCGGCGCUCCGCACUCAAAGCUGACGUGGGUUUUCCUAGUCGCCGACGUACAGCAGCCAAUCCUCGCAGCUGAUUUCCUGGCGCACCACGGAUUCACGGUGGACCUUAGUGCGGAGUUCCUUGUGCACCAGUCAGGGACGCGCACCUAUGCCUCGUCGGCCCUGGUACGUGUCCCUCGGAUAUACACGGUGCUGCCCAACCAGUGCUCUUACAGAGCUGUGCUGCCACUCACACCAGAUUGCUUCCGCAUCGCCAAGGCAGAGCUCGAGCACAUGAGAGAGCUCGGCAUUAUACGCCUUUCCAGCAGCCAGUGGGCAUCUCCCCUGCACCUUGUAUGUAAGAAGGACAGCGACUGGCAUCCCUUUGGGGAUUAUCGUCAGCCACCAACUUACCACCAAAUCCCCAUCACCGAGGAGGACAUCCUGAAGACAGCUGUGACCACGCCCUUCAGCCUAAACGAAUUCCUGCGAAUGCCGUUCGGACUCCGCAACGCCGCCCAGACCUUCCAGCGCUUCAUGGAUGAUGUCACCCGUGGCCUACAGGGUGUCUUCGUCUACAUCGACGAUAUACUCAUCGCCAGCAGCAGUCACGCGAUUACCGCCGACGGCAUUACCCCAGCUCAGGAGAAGGUCAGCAGCAUCAGGCAGUUCCCUAAGCCAACAACAAAGAGACAGCUUCAGAAGUACCUCGGCAUGAUAAACUUCUUCAGGAGGUUCAUCCUAAGGUGUGCACUUCUGCUGGCUCCUCUGCAACGUCUCCUCGCUCCAUCCCGGUCAGGACGCGGCAGAGACAUAACUUGGACUUCUGAGGCGACUGAAGCUUUCGAGACUCUCAGCCCACAACAAAAUAGGUACAGUGCCUUCGGUAAGGAGCUCCUUGCGGUGUAUACGGCCAUCAAAUAUUUCCGGACAUACGUCGAGGGGAAGGACUUCCACAUCUUGAUGGACCAGAAGCCCCUCACCUUCGCCCUGCACAACAGGAGUCGCCGUCAGUCCCCGCGUGAAGAGAAGCACCUGGAUUUCAUUGCCCAGCUCACCACUGACAUACGACACAUCCAAGGCACCAACAAUCAGGCUGCAAACGCCCUAUCCAGAGUCUCGAUAUCCAUGCUAGAGCAGGUGCAGCUUCAGGGGUCUCAGAACACCAUCCUCUGCGACACCUCUCUGGGCCGACCCCGUCCUUACAUCCUUCCGUCACUCCGCUGGCAGUUUUUCGAGGCUUACCACACUCAUAGGGGAAUCCGCCCAACACAGGACUUAAUCCACAGUAAAGGCGUCUGGCCUGGCAUCAGUAGAGACGUCCGGCAGUGGUGCCGCACCUGUAUUGAGUGCCAGCACAGUAUUCCUUGUACCAGACGGCUGCUUCGAGCAUGUACACCUCGACGUAGUCGGCCCUCUACCAGCAGACCAGGGUUACAACUGACAAUGAUUUACCGGUUUACCAGGUGUCCUGUGGCCACACCUAUCCAGGACACCGCUGCCGCCACCAUUGCCAAGAUCUUCAUCAGCACCUGGAUAUCUCGGUAUGGGACUUCAGCGACGGAUCUUCGGUGCACUGCAGCAGAGAUGUUCUACAGAACCACCAUAGCUCUCCCUGCUGAUUUUCUAGUAAGCUCCAGAGAUCAGUACCCAGGAGCAUUCGGAAAGCAGCUUCGCGACCGUAUGGCCCGCAUCCACUCCUGUCCUACUAGACCAUCACGGCAACAAGACAUCUACUUGCCCCACGACCUCCAAGACUGCUCACAUGUCUUCAUAAGGCGACCCACCAAGCCUCCCCUCUGCCUGCCCUAUGAGGGGCCUUUCCCUGUCAUCAAGCGGGACAAGAAUGGAACGCCACAGGUGGGGUUCCCAGUCUAG
Molecule: messenger RNA, 2394 nt
Organism: Penaeus monodon (black tiger shrimp)
Lineage: Eukaryota; Metazoa; Arthropoda; Malacostraca; Decapoda; Penaeidae
Exons: 12
Coding region: 1-2394 (797 amino acids)
Source: RefSeq, a predicted model, not a curated record